AAAAUAAAAUAAUAGAUGAGAAGAAUGAACAGCUGAGAGAGAAAGAGACUCUACUGGAGAUCACAGUGAAAGAGGUGGAAAGCAGUAAAAAGCAGCUGGAGACUCUGAGAAAGGAGCUGCAGGACAAGAGCAGUGAACUACAGGAGAUGAUGAUCCUACUGGAACAACAGAAAACUGAACUGAGGGAAAAAGACAGACUGCUUGAAGAGAAGGAGAGACUUCUUAGUGAGAGAAACACACAGCUGAUGGAACGAGACAAGCAGGUUGAGGAGAAAGACAGACUUCUAGAGGAGAGAAACGAGCAGCUGCAGGAAAUAACAGAUCCACACUCAGCAGCUCCAGCCUGGAGAAGAAGAAGGAGCAUAGAUGCUGAGCCUCCAGAAAUGGGUGGAGAAUCCUCUAGUGCUGCCUCUCCAGUGUCAGUUCCUGUAGCAGAGCUCAGGCUGGUUCUGCUGGGGAGGACUGGAUGUGGGAAGAGUGCAGCAGGAAGCACCAUCCUGGGCAGAGAGGAGAGGAGUCAGGCUGGAGCGUCUACAGUGAGGCAGCAGAGUGAGAGCAGACAGGGGGAGGUGGCUGGGAGGCAGGUGACUGUGGUGGACACUCCUGACUGGUUCUGUCCUGGACUCUCUCUGGAGGAGCUGAGACAGGACGUGGGACUCUGUGUCCGUCAGUCUGCCCCAGGACCCCACGCCUUCCUCCUGGUCAUACCAGUGAAGCAGCCUACAGGAGAGGAGAGAGGCCUGCUGGAGAAAAUGGAGGAGAUUUUUGGAGAGAGAUGUUGGAGGAGCACCAUGAUCCUUUUCACUGUUACUGAUGAAGUCCAAGAGAAGAACAUUGAUGAGUUUAUCCAGUCAGGAAACCAGGAGGUCCAGAGACUUGUAGAGAAAUGUGGGAACAGGUUUCACUGCCUCAACAUUAAGGAGAGUGGAGAUGAUUCUCAGAUCUCAGAGCUGCUGGAGAAGAUGGAGAAGAUGGUGGAAGGAAACAGAGAGAAAUUCUACAGCAGUGAGAUCUACCUGGAGACAGAAUCUCAGAUCAGAGAGAUUGAGAAAAGAUUCAUAAGAGAAAGAGAGGAGAUAAAAAAGAGACAAGAAAGACAAAGUAGACAGAAACUUAAGAGAUGUGAACAGGAGACUUUUAUAAAGUUCACAGAAUCAAAUGCUAACUUUCAUGCACAAAUAAAUCAGCAUGAAGAGCAAAUAACUAAGCUUGAGAGAGAGUUAGAAGAGGAAAGAGAUGAGAAGAGAAAAGUAGAGUUGGAGAGAGAGGUGGAGAGAGAGAUUCAGCAGAAGAAUGAGGUUCAGUUGGAGCUAAAAAGACUGAAAGAAGAGACUGAAAAGGAGAGGAGAGAGAUGGAGGAGAGACACAGACAGGAGAUGGAGGAGAUCAGGGAGACGCAUGAAGGAGAAGCCAGAAUGGAGACUGAGAGGAACCUCAUGAAGAUCAUCCUGCCUGAACUCCAGCAGAGAAUCUGGGAAGUCAUAACAAAGAAACAGAAAGAUUUUGAUUGCAAGAUGGAUGAAAAGGAGAGAGAGUUAGAAACACUGAGACAGGGACUCGGAGAGGGAGUCAGAGAGGGAAUCACAGCAGGAGGAGACGAUCAUGAGGAGGACACUAGAGGACUGUUUAGCAGGUUAACACAGGUGUUCUUUUGGUGGACAGGCAGAGAUCCAGUUAUAAUCACUGGGUCAGAUCAGUGAGAGCUCCUGACCGACUUUCAGUCAUAGCAGAUGCACUGGUUUCUCUGGGGUGCAAGGAGUGAUGUAGUUCGAAACAUUAAUUUGGGCCAAGAAUGAGCAGUUAUGCUACAUGCAAACACAGGGCACAGAGAUCAGACUGCUUCACUUACUGCCUUUAAUUACUCAUUCAGGAUCAGCUCUUAGGGCUGCAGUGAAUGUGAAGCAGCUCCCACUGCUUUGGGAGCCACAACAUUUUAUGUCCAUGUUAUUGAAGUAACAUUUUACCAUCUUGGCUCAAAAUAUGUCUUAAUAUGCGCUAGCUUAUGUCCUGGUAUAUAAAAAAAUAAUUUAAAUGCAGACUUACUUUGCUCUGGUUCAAGCUCAUGUUUUGGUGUUGAUUGUGCGUAUGUGUAUAUUUUUACAUUUAUUUUAUGUUUAUAUUUUCAACUCAAGCAUGUGAUGUUUCUCAUCAUCAUUAAACAAUCUUUUCAUUUUCUCA
This is a messenger RNA of Colossoma macropomum (tambaqui), 2178 nucleotides long. Its product is annotated as GTPase IMAP family member 4-like. The transcript is spliced from 2 exons. Gene Ontology annotation, molecular function: GTP binding. The record is from RefSeq and is a predicted model, not a curated record. Bases 147 to 1700 code for a protein of 517 amino acids. NCBI's taxonomy places the organism in Eukaryota, Metazoa, Chordata, Actinopteri, Characiformes, Serrasalmidae.